AUGAAAUGUUACGAUUUAAGAAGAGCAUUUACAAUUGUAUCAACUCACAAAGGAAGCAAUUUGUUCGUCGUUUUUCAACUCCAACAUUACCCGAGUUUGCAGAUGUUGUUAUCAUAGGUGGUGGGGCUGCUGGUUGUAGUACACUUUAUCAAUUAACAAAACGAGGUGUCAAUGCUAUACUUCUGGAACGCGGUCAAUUAACUUGUGGAACAACAUGGCAUACAGCCGGUUUGGUAUGGAGAUUGCGGCCGAAUGAUGUCGAAAUUCAAUUGCUAGCCACCACGCGUGAAUUGUUAAUGAAUUUAGAAUCGGAAGUAGGACUGAACAGUGGUUGGAUAAAUAAUGGUGGAUUAUUCAUAUCCCAUACACCACAACGAACAAACGAAUAUCGUCGAUUACAAACAUUAGGUCGAUGUUUUGGCAUCGAGAGUCACAUUUUAUCGCCACAGGAAACACAAGAAGUUUUUCCAUUACUCGAUCCAAAGUCAUUUACAAAUGCAUUAUAUUCACCUGGGGAUGGUGUUGUUGAUCCAGCCAUGAUGUGUGCUGCUCUUACUCGUGCAUCAACAGCAAAUGGUGGUCGUGUGUACGAGAACUGUUCAGUUGAUGAAUUAAUUGUUGGAAAAACGUUUCUAGGGGAUAGAGAAGUUCGAGGUGUACGAACGCCACAUGGUACAAUAAAGACAAAUACAGUCAUCAAUGCUACAGGUGCAUGGGGAAACGAAUUAUUAGAACCACUCGAUAUACACUUGCCGCUUGUUCCAAUGAGACAUGCUUAUGUCAUAUCUGAGACUAUAAAAGAAGUGCAGGGGAUGCCUAAUGUUCGCGAUCACGAUUUCAGUCUCUAUUUCCGUAUUCAAGGUCAAUCCAUUUGCAUGGGCGGAUAUGAAAACAAUCCGAUUCUACUUGAUAAAGUUCCAUCAGACUUUCAAUUUGGUCUUUAUGAUUUGGAUUAUUCAGUAUUUGAUACACACAUUGAAGGUGCCAUCAAACUUUGCCCAACAUUUGGAAAUGCAGGCAUCAAAAGUACAAUAUGCGGACCCGAAAGUUUUACGCCAGAUCACAAGCCGAUUAUGGGACCAGAUCCAAAUCUGACGGGAUUAUUUCACAGUUGUGGAUACAAUAGUGCUGGUAUGAUGCUUUCCGGUGGCUGUGCAAAGCAAUUAACUAGCUGGAUUAUUCAUGACAGACCGGAUUUGCAUAUGUUUGCAUAUGACAUCAGGAGAUUUACACCACGACAAAGAAAGGCUUAUACAUGGGCUGUGGAGAGGAGUCAUGAAGCCUACGCAAAGAAUUAUAGUAUCGUCUUUCCAAAUGACCAACCACUGGCUGGUAGAAAUUAUUUUCAAGAUCCAUUCCAUAAAAUACUCGUAAAUAAUGGCGCUGUUAUGGAGGAAAAAGCCGGCUUCGAACGUCCAGGAUAUUUUGUUGAUGAUGGACCGAUUCCUGUACAAAAAUAUGAUUGGUAUGGAUAUUAUGGACGAGAAAAAAAUACAAAUACACGCUAUGUUGACAAACUUUCGGGUGAUUACAAGUUCGAGUUUUCCGAUCAUCAUGAAUUGAUUGGAAAGGAAGCGCAGUCUUGUCGUGAAAAUGCAGUUGUAUUUAACCAGAGCUAUUUCUGUAAAGUUUUCCUCACAGGACUUCAAGCAGAAGAAGCUGCAAAAUGGAUUUUUACUGCAGAUCUUAAUAAGCCAUCAAAUAAAACGAUCUAUACGUGUGCCUUAAAUAGUCGUGGGGGUGUAGAAAUUGACUUGACUGUUACGACUUUAGAUACUGCCAAUGAGGAGUUAAACGAUCCGACUUUCAAAGGACGAGGAUACUAUUGUGUUGCCGGUGGAGCGUCUGCUUUUCAUACAAUUGCACAUAUGCGAGAAGCCAUACAGGAAAAAGGAUUUCGUGCGAAAUUGUUCGAUGUUACGCACGAACUUGGCAUUCUAUCGAUUCAAGGUCCAAAAAGUAGAGAAAUUCUAUCUAAGAUAACAAAUCACGAUUUGUCAAACGAAAGUCUAGCUCCAAACACAGCAGCAAUAGUGAAAAUAAAAGGGAACGAUGGAACUGAUUACAAUGUUCGAGUUUUACGUGUUAGUUUUGUAGGCGAAUUGGGCUACGAGCUUCAUAUUCCAAAGGAAACGUGCAACGAUGUUUACAACAUUUUAAUGAAUGCUGGUGCUUCAUAUGAUCUAAAGAAUGCCGGAUAUCGUUCACUGUAUUCACUGAGCAGUGAAAAAGGCUAUCAUUUAUGGGGCUUUGACUUGCGUUCCGAUGACACACCGAUUGAGGCAAAUUUGGGAUUCACAUGUCGAAAGGAUGGCUUUAGGUACAAAGGAAAGGAAAUUGUUGAGCAACAACGUCAAUCUGGCGCAUACAAACGUCUCGCAUACUUGACAUUGAAGGAGAAAAUUCCGCUUUUUGGCCUAGAAGCUGUUUAUCGCAAUAAUGAAAUUAUUGGACACAUGAGACGAGGAGAAUGGGCAUAUACUCUCGAUUGUGCGCUCGGUCAAUGCUAUAUAAAGCGUACAGACUCCAAUAAACCAAUCGAUAUCAAUUACAUAACAUCAGGAAAAUAUCAAAUUGAAGUAAUGGGAAAGUUAUAUGAUGCUGAUAUUCAUCUCAGAUCGCCAUUUGAUCCAAAAGGUCGCAGAAUUCUCGGUGAAUAUGAAAGUUAGAUGGAGAUACCAAUACAUUGGAUAAAUGAUCUGAUGGGGGAAGUAAGUCAAUGGGAAAUGAUGUAACUUUUUUAUCAUUUACAAGUUUUUCCCAUUCGAGACUGUGUCUUGCUAGUUUGUAAGUUUUAAGGCAAUAUUUUUUUCUUUUGUUAAGCUUGAAUUUAAUAAAUGUUUUAAAGAAAUUCAAGUCGAUCUAGAUCGAUUUUUCUCAUGAAUUAAUUAUAAAAGACAGUAAGUAAGACUUAUGUUGGUCGUACGCGG
Molecule: messenger RNA, 2930 nt
Organism: Chironomus riparius
Lineage: Eukaryota; Metazoa; Arthropoda; Insecta; Diptera; Chironomidae
Source: the annotation of a GenBank genome assembly